AUGCACUCUACAAUAAUUGCUCUCCUCCUACUUGGCCGCCCUUCAUCUUUGGGAUUUGAGCCGCACUAUCCUCAGGCGGCUAGUCUGGUCUCUCAUGAUGACCAAGGCAGGCCUAUUCCUUGCCCAAAUGCCUCGUCCUGCGCCCUGAAACAGAGUAUAUUUGCCCGGCUUGCCGCUGAUUCCGCCACCAGGACUCGAGCCGCCGUGGACACGGUGCCUGUUUUCUCGGCGGAACACGCGUUGUUCGGACAGAUUGCGGUGUCCAGACCUGGUGGGCCGGAGAUGCCGGAGGCGGAUGUAUUCGGCCGCCGAAUGAACCCUUUCAACACUCCCGAAGGGUCGGGCAUAUAA
Molecule: messenger RNA, 351 nt
Organism: Protopolystoma xenopodis
Lineage: Eukaryota; Metazoa; Platyhelminthes; Monogenea; Polystomatidea; Polystomatidae
Source: the annotation of a GenBank genome assembly